UCGAUCUUUUUCUCUCUCUCUCUAUAACAAAGAAAACAGCUGAAACUUAACAUACCAUAUUUUCUCUCUCUAUUUCCUUUCUCGAAUCUCCGAAAUCUUUCUCUCUGCUCGAUCUUCUUCGCCAUUUAAACUUUCCAGUUUGAAAAAAUCUCGGAGAAAGCAGGGGAAUUCUGCAUCUCUGAUUCGCCUGCCGAAUCUUGUUUCGUUUCUUGUUCUUCUGGUCCCGGUAAUCUGAGCUUCGUUCGAUGAUGAUUUUAGCUUUCGGAAUGAAUCGGCGGAGAAUCUGUAUUUGUUUCUUUGGUUCUGGAGAUUGUUUUUAGGUUGCUCGAUUCUUCUGGACGGCGGGGUGCGGAUCUCGGGAAAGAGAUUCGUGUUAGUCUUGACCAAGCCACGGCUCUGACUUUUGGAUUUUCGUUGUCGUUGUUGUUUGUGGAGGUCUGAUUAGCUUUUGGAUUGUGUUGAUUUGGUUGCUUGCGAAUCCGGAAUUUUCAUUCGGGGAACUUUGCGUUCCGGAAUUCGGGAACCUUUGAAUGCUCCGGCGAGAAUUUCCCUGAGCCAGCGGCUCGGGGGAGAUCUGGAGGUCGGAGAUCGGUGACGAGAGCAACGAGCAUUUGCGUGUUAGCAAUGGCUUCAACGCCAUCGCCGGAGAAUGAAAGCUUGGGUUCCUAUGGAUCGCCGGCUCCUCGUUACUCUAUGCAGGAAUUCAAGCUCUUCGAAACUCAAUCGAACUUCUACAUGAUCGGUUGGGAUGGCAGUGGAGUGUAUAGAGUAUUAAAGAUAGACCGGCUGGACCCUUCUGAGCUUAGCAUUAGUGAGGAUUCCACUGCUUAUACAAAAAGAGAAUGCUACGAGUUACUAAAACGGAUACAUGAAGGAAACAAGGUCACAGGUGGACUGAAACUUGUUACUGUUUGUUAUGGCAUUAUCGGGUUCAUAAAGUUUUUAGGUCCCUACUACAUGCUGCUUAUCACUGAAAGAAGAAAGAUAGGUGCAAUUUGUGGACAUAGUGUCUAUGCAGUCUCAAAGAGUGAGAUAAUUACACUGCAAAACUCCAGUGUGCCGUGCAACUUUGUAAAUUCAAGAGACGAGAACAGAUACAAGAAACUCCUGUGCAUGGUGGAACUUACAAAGGACUUCUUUUUUAGUUAUUCUUACAAUAUAAUGCGCAGUCUCCAGAAGAAUAUAUGUGACUAUGAGACUGGACAUGUUCUCUAUGAAAAAAUGUUUGUGUGGAAUGAGUUCUUGACUCGGGGUAUCCGUAAUCAUCUUAAAAAUACCCUAUGGACUGUAGCAUUAGUGUAUGGCUUCUUUAAGCAGGUCACUCUUUCUGAAUCUGAACGGAAUUUCAAACUUACUCUUAUAGCUAGGCGUUCACGUCAUAAUGCUGGGACGAGGUACUUGAAACGAGGUGUAAAUGAAAAUGGCAAUGUUGCUAAUGAUGUCGAGACAGAGCAGAUAGUGUCUGAGGAUGUUGCCGAAGGCAGUCCCAUGCACAUUAGUUCUGUUGUACAGAAUCGAGGCUCAAUUCCUUUAUUUUGGUCACAAGAGACCUCACGGUUGAACCUUAAGCCAGAUAUAGUUUUGUCAAAAAAGGACCCAAACUAUGAUGCAACUAGACUUCACUUUCAAAACCUUGUGGAGCGAUAUGGAAACUCCAUCAUCAUUCUGAAUUUGAUCAAGACGAAAGAGAAGAGACCAAGGGAGUCAAUCCUCCGGGCUGAAUUUGCAAAUGCAAUUGACUUUAUAAAUAAGGAUUUAUCUGAAGAAACCCGUCUAAGGUUCCUUCACUGGGACCUGCACAAGCAUUUUCAGAGCAAAACAACGAAUGUGUUGGCACUUCUUGGCAAAGUAGCUGCAUAUGCUUUGAUGCUAACAGGGUUCUUUUACUGUCAAGUUACGCCAACAAUGAAGCUUGAGGGCUAUAUGAGCUUGUCGUCAUCUGAUGCUGACACUGAGAAUCUGUCUCCCCAAAAUAGUUCUGAUGAUGAUAACGGUGGCUGUGACAUUCCAGAGAAGAAUACUAGCAGAAGUAAGAAUAUUGCCAAUGGCAAUUGUGAUAUCAAGCCACCCAGGUUUCAGAAGGGUGUGCUGAGGACCAAUUGCAUAGAUUGCCUUGAUCGUACAAAUGUUGCACAGUAUGCAUAUGGUUGGGCUGCUCUUGGACAACAGCUCCUUAUUUUAGGGAUCAGAGAUGCCCCGGCAAUAGAACUUGAUGAUCCUUUGGCUAUUGUUUUGAUGGGGUUUUAUGAGAGAAUGGGAGACACACUAGCUCAUCAGUAUGGUGGAUCUGCUGCUCACAACAAGGUUUUCUCUGAGAGGAGAGGCCAAUGGAGAGCAGCAACUCAAUCACAGGAGUUCUUCAGAACUCUACAACGGUACUAUAAUAAUGCAUACAUGGAUGCGGACAAACAAGAUGCCAUUAAUUUAUUUUUGGGCAAUUUCCAGCCUGAGCAGGGUAGACCAGCAAUCUGGGAGUUGCGUUCAGAUUCUCGCCCUAAUGGUCGAAAUGGGGAGAUGAGUGCAGAUGAAGAUGAGAGGUUUCAUGUGAAGCGAUGCUUAUCAGAUGGCAAUAUUCUCAAUGAAAGUCGAACACCGAUGUCAGCCAUGAGUAGCAAGCAUGAAAGCAUUUCACAUAAAGUUUUUUCCGAGCCAUCACGAGGAGUAUCCCAUAUUCUUUCAGAGUCAUCACCUGAUAUAUCAACUUCUGAAGACGUAGCAUUAUCAAGGUGUACACCAUCAAUGCCUAGAAGGCAGCUCUUUGGAGAUGUGCAGAAGGUUCAACAUCUUGGUAGUGAUCCUGGUUACUUGUCGGAACAGGAAGACCUGUGUAGUGUCUCGAACUUUGUUGAUAUCGAACGACUUUCUUCCUCUGAAAGUCUAUUGGAGAAUGAUCUAUUUGACAGCAGGCUGCCGACGCUUACGGGAUAUUCAACUGCUGAGAUGUCGUCGUCGGAGAACAUCAUCAAUGGAGGAAUCGGACAAUCGACGCCACCUUCAUGUGAAUGUGGACCAAGCAGCAGGAAGGGCAAGGAACCAAUAGGAACCGACCUGUCCGUCCACGCAAAGAUUCGGGAGGAUUUCUCCGACAGCUUUAAGCAGUGGGUAGCCUAUGGAGAAGCACUCUGCCAUUGAAACACUCCCCAUCUUUGUUUUUGCGACGAAGCACACGUAUUACUCCCCUCGCCAUCUCUUUGUUUCUCUGAGGCAGAUGCUAAGUAAAUGAACGUCAAACACGGAAAGAAAAUUACUCGGUAAGAGAUUCGUCAUACCCCGAGUCUUGUAUGUCGAAAAAAAUCGUUAGGAAACCCGAGGAUUGCAGAGGUGUGAGAGUAGUGAAUAUAACCCCCACAAAAGAGAGAUGAAUGUGUGGGAGAGGAGAGGCUAGAAAGGAGGGGAUGGUGAUAAUCGUUGUAGUGUUUUGGAGUUUGGAUGUAAAUAUAUGUGUACUCUUUUGUGAGAUGUCUUUUGCAUUUGUCUCUUUUCCACUUUGUAGGGUUUAAUAUGAUAAGGACCAUGAUCCAUCGAUUCUUUAUUUUUCUCCUUUCCUUUUGUACGUU
Molecule: messenger RNA, 3557 nt
Organism: Tarenaya hassleriana
Lineage: Eukaryota; Viridiplantae; Streptophyta; Magnoliopsida; Brassicales; Cleomaceae
Product: phosphoinositide phosphatase SAC3-like
Exons: 17
Coding region: 625-3132 (835 amino acids)
Biological process (GO): phosphatidylinositol dephosphorylation
Cellular component (GO): intracellular membrane-bounded organelle
Molecular function (GO): phosphatidylinositol-3,5-bisphosphate 5-phosphatase activity
Source: RefSeq, a predicted model, not a curated record